Messenger RNA from Cyclospora cayetanensis, 1533 nucleotides. Its product is annotated as pyruvate dehydrogenase (acetyl-transferring) kinase, mitochondrial. Gene Ontology annotation, cellular component: mitochondrion. Gene Ontology annotation, biological process: protein phosphorylation; regulation of glucose metabolic process. NCBI's taxonomy places the organism in Eukaryota, Apicomplexa, Conoidasida, Eucoccidiorida, Eimeriidae. The record is from RefSeq and is a predicted model, not a curated record. The transcript is spliced from 13 exons. The coding region runs from base 1 to 1533 and encodes 510 amino acids. Gene Ontology annotation, molecular function: pyruvate dehydrogenase (acetyl-transferring) kinase activity.
AUGGCAGCAGCAGCGGAAGCAUCUCACCCGAGAGGAGGAACCUCUCAGGAGCAUGGCUAUCGUCGGUCUUAUAGCCUAGGAACUGCUCUCGGCCCUGCGCUUGGAGCUUGUAGUGAGAAUUAUGCGGGGAGUGGAGAUUUGAGGGGCCAUCACCUCAACACAAGGCCCUCCGACCUUGAGGGGGGUGCCCCUCUACAGGACAUAUCGUUUAGUGAGUUCUUGUAUCAUGAACUGCCAGUGCGCUUCGCGUCGCGAGUGAAGCAGUUGGAGUCCCUUCCGUUGUUCCACACGGAGCCUUUGGUCAUGCAGGUACGUCACACGUACGUGGAGAGUUUCAAGCAGCUCCGGACGACUUCAGCCAAGGAUCUCGACGCUUUUAGAAAGGUGGUGCUUAACUUGAAGCAGCGGCACGCACCGAUAGUCCCGAUGCUGGUGACCGGCAUGAGGAAUCUUCGGAAAGUCGCUCCCCAGUUUUUCACUGAGGAGUUUGUCGAUGAAUUUCUCGAUGGAUUUUUUCUCUCUCGAAUCGGCACUGAGAUGCUGACCAGCAGUUACCUCACCCCCAAGGGUGUCGUGGACAUGGCUUGCGAUCCGUUUCAAGUGACGAAAAGAGCGGUAGAGGAUACAGAGAAACUCUGCCAUUCACACUACGGCCGGUGCCCAAAGAUCAAGGUUUGGAACUUUAACAAGACACAUUUCGCUUCCGUUCCUCAGUAUUUGUAUUACAUCCUCUCUGAGCUCCUAAAGAACGCAAUGAGGGCUACAAUUGAUCGGUAUCCCGCACCCUCUGGGGGGACUGUAGAUAAUUCCAAGCCUCCGAGCCGCUGCGUUACUCCCCUCAACAAGCAUUCCGAAAACCUGGUGGAAACAGCGAGAAAAAGUGCAGUGCCCAAGCCUUACCUGCACGCUGAGACUAUUAGCCAGGGAGAACCGCAGUACGAAACGGCAGACGAAAUCGCCGACCCAAACCUCCCACCUGUGCAGCUCCUCGUAGCAGGAGAUGAUCAUUCCGUCUCCAUUCGCCUGUCCGACAUGGGUGGAGGCAUCACUAAUGAAGCCCAACCCCGAAUUUGGAGUUAUAUGUACACUACGGCGAAGCCGGUUAAGUACGACCCCUUGAGUGGCGCGGUGGCUAGCUUGCCUAUGCCUCCAUAUCAGCCGCAGCAGGAGCGUGGCCCUCAGGCUGAAGGCCCUCCGAGCCAGUCCGUAACUAUUGGAUCUUUAGACUUCACUACGAAGGAAAAGAAGCAAUUGAUGAUAUCUCCCCUAGCGGGUUUUGGCUGUGGGCUUCCUCUUUGCCGGCUUUACGCAUCGUACCUCAGGGGGAGCCUAACGGUUGUUUCAAUGCCGUCACAUGGUACUGAUGCUUAUGUCCAUUUAAAAAGGAUAGGAGAUCAAAAGGAGCUGAUGCCACCCUCAAAUGCCUGGAUUCGCCCUCGAACUGACGGCCUUUCGGACCAACAGGGGAUCCUUCUUGACGCCCCGCCGAUGCACAAGGAUCAUUUUGGAGGCUCCCAGGGGGGCCACUGGUGA